AUGACGACAAUAUAUCUGGAAACUGAGCCAGAAAAGACACACAUGUCCAAGCUGAAGGAGAACGUUGCGUUGGAAACUAUACCUACAGAGGAAUCAGUAAAUUCUUCAUCACCAAUUUGGAAUUUUAUUCAACAGUUAUCAAAGAAGUUAGAUGCUUUGGGGGUAGAAACGAGAGGUAUAGAAAGAAUCGAACCGUAUGAGAGAUCCACAAACAAAGUCAAGCAAUUGAUAUCUGUUAUUGGAUUAUGGUUGUCCGCCUGUGGUGGUUUAAGUUCUAUGUCUACAUUUUUAUUGGGGCCAUUAAUUUUUGAAUUAGGAUUAGAAAAAUCUUUAGUAUCAAGUUUAGUUGGUCAAGCAAUCGGAUGUGGUAUUGCUGCAUACUGUUCAUUAAUGGGUCCAAGAUCAGGCUGUCGUCAGAUGGUAAGUGCUAGAUUUUUAUUUGGUUGGUGGUUUGUAAAAUUAGUCAGUCUUGUAAGUAUUAUUGGGGUUAUGGGUUGGUCUGUUGUGAAUAGUGUCGUUGGGGGUCAAAUAUUACAAAGUAUGAGUGACGGAAAGGUUCCUCUUGUUGUUGGUAUUAUUAUUGUGGCAAUCAUAUCCUUAUCUGUCGCAAUAGGUGGUAUAAAGCACCUAUUGAAAGUUGAAACAUUUUUGAGUAUUCCUGUGAAUCUUUCGUUUUUAUUAUUGUAUGUUGUUGCUUCCCAAAAAUUUAACCUUUUAUCAAAUCUUGACAGCGAAGACAUUAGGGGCAUGUCCGAUACGAUUAAAGGCAACUGGUUAUCAUUUUUUUCGUUAUCAUAUUCAACUACGGCGACAUGGGGCUCGAUAGCUUCUGAUUACUAUAUAUUAUUCCCAGAAAAUACCCCUGAUGUACAGGUUUUUUGCCUUACUUUUUUUGGUAUCUUAAUCCCAACAACCUUUGUUGGUGUCCUUGGAUUACUUAUUGGUAAUGUUGCAUUAUCAUACAAGCCUUGGGGAAAUGUCUAUGAAGUUUAUGGUAUGGGUGGUCUAUUGAAUGAAGCCUUUAAGCCAUGGGGAGCAGGGGGUAAGUUUUUACUCAUGAUCAUUUUCUUAUCCUUGGUCUCAAAUAAUAUUAUAAAUACUUAUUCAGCUGCUUUUGGAGUUCAGUUGGCAGGUGUCGGAUUUGCUAAAGUUCCAAGAUGGAUAUGGGCUUUUGUAUUGACAGCAGUAUAUCUCAUUUGUGCGUUAGUUGGAAGAAAUAAGUUAGCUACUGUUUUAGGGAAUUUCCUACCAAUGGUUGGUUACUGGAUAUCUAUGUACUUCGUAAUGUUACUUGAAGAGAAUUUGAUUUUCAGAUCCAAGAGAUUUAUUCAUUUAUACACCAAGGAGUUUGCCGACGAUGAUCUGCAGGAAUCAUUAGCGUCUGGUGCUAGUUUAAUUAAAUCUAAAGAAUCGAGACGCAACCAAUAUUACAACUUUAAAAUCUGGAAUGAUUAUGAUAAAUUGAGUAGAGGCCUAGCAGCCACUGCUGCAUUUAUUGUCGGUGCAGCAGGUGCUGCUAUUGGUAUGGCCCAAGUUUAUUGGGUCGGUCCUUUAGCAAGAUUAUGUGGAGGUGAAUUUGGAGGUGAUAUUGCAAUGUGGUUAUGUAUGGGUCUUAGUGGUAUCGUUUUUCCAUGGUUAAGAUAUUGGGAACUAAAGAAAUUCGGUCGUUAA
This is a messenger RNA of Debaryomyces fabryi, 1671 nucleotides long. It is a transcript of the gene FCY23, whose product is annotated as Fcy23p. Gene Ontology annotation, cellular component: fungal-type vacuole membrane; plasma membrane. NCBI's taxonomy places the organism in Eukaryota, Fungi, Ascomycota, Pichiomycetes, Serinales, Debaryomycetaceae. Bases 1 to 1671 code for a protein of 556 amino acids. Gene Ontology annotation, biological process: transmembrane transport. The record is from RefSeq and is a predicted model, not a curated record. Gene Ontology annotation, molecular function: transmembrane transporter activity. The transcript has a single exon.